CAAUCACUUCCAGUUCAGUCAUUCGUUAGACGAACUCCCUUCCUCUCUUUCUAUCUUCACAUUCUUUUUCCAUCCACAAGAUGGAUUCAAACAAGGCUUUCGAUGCCGAGAAGGGCCUUGCCCCUACUGUCAGCGAGUCACCUGAAUAUGAGAUUCAGGCUGGUCAGCAGAAUGAGCUCAAGCGUUCGCUCAAGAACAGACACAUGCAGAUGAUUGCCAUCGGUGGUGCCAUUGGUGCUGGUUUCUUUGUUGGUGCUGGUGGAGCACUCUCGACAGGAGGACCUGCAUCCUUGAUCAUCGGCUUCUCUAUCACAGGCCUCAUGCUGCUCAUGACGAUGCAAGCUUUGGGAGAACUUACAGUCUUGUACCCCGUCAACGGUGCAUUCUUCACAUACGCCUGCCGUUUCAUUCACGAGUCCUGGGGUUUCGCUAUCGGUUGGCAAUACGCCAUCCAAUGGUUGACCAUUCUUCCCUUCGAACUUACCGCCGCCUCGAUCACCAUUGACUUCUGGAAAGGAGCUGCCAACAUCAACGUUGGUGUAUGGAUUGCCGUCUUCCUCGUUGCUCUCUCUGCCAUUCAAUUCUUCGGUGUCCGUGCUUACGGCGAAGUUGAAUUUGUCCUCUCCAUCAUCAAGAUCAUCGCAUGUGUUGGCUUCAUCAUUCUUGGUAUUGUCAUCGACACCGGCGCUGUUCCUACCGAUACCCGCGGCUACAUUGGUGCAAAGUACUGGAGCGAGCCUGGAGCAUUCCGCAAUGGCUUCAAGGGUUUCUGCAGUGUCUUCGUUACCGCCUCUUUCGCCUUCGGUGGUACCGAGUUGGUCGGUCUUGCUGCUGCUGAGUCUGCCAACCCCAGAAAGGCUCUCCCCCAGGCUGUCAAGCAGGUCUUCUGGCGCAUUGCCUUCUUCUACAUCGUCGGUCUUUUCAUCCUCGGCCUCGUUGUUCCCUCGGACAACCCUAACCUCCUCCACGCCCACGGUGCCAACUCUCAAUACUCUCCCUUCGUCAUUGCCAUCAGACUCGCCGGCAUCAAGACCUUGCCCUCGAUUUUCAACGCUGUCAUCACUGUUUCAGUUAUUAGUGUUGCCAACAGCUCCGCUUUUGCCUCUACUCGCACCCUUCAAGCUUUGGCUGUUCGCGGCAUGGCCCCCAAGUUCCUCGCCUACGUCGACAAGAAGGGUCGCCCUAUCCCCACCAUCAUCCUCCAGAUGUCCUUCGGUCUCUUGGCUUUCGUCAACUUGGCUGCUGCUGGUAGCGUUCUCUUCACCUGGCUUUUGUCCCUUACCGGUCUCGCCAACUUCUUUGUCUGGGGUAGCAUCAACCUUUCUCACAUUCGUUUCCGCAAGGGUUGGGCACACUCUGGCCGCACUCUUGAGCAGCUUCCUUACAAGGCCAAGUUUGGUGUCAUCGGAAGUUACAUUGGUCUCUUCCUCAACAUCAUCUGCCUUAUCGCCCAGUUCUACGUUGCUCUUUUCCCCAUUGGUGGCAAGCCUGACGUUACCAACUUCUUCGAGUCUUACCUCGCUGGUCCCGUCAUCUUCACCCUCUUCGUUGGCUGGAAGGUUUGGACUCGUGACUGGAAGAUGUGGAUCAGCGCCUCCGACAUGGAUGUCACCACCGAUGCUCGCGAGUUCGACCCCGCUGAGGAUGAGGAGGCUAAGCCCUCUACUGGCUUCAUGGGCAAGCUCAAGUCUGGUGCCAGUGCUUUCUUCUAAGCGACUUGUCUUGUGCAUUUGAAUUUUACGAUAUAGCGAUGGGUGUCUGGGAAACGACACAUUUGGGUCAAAAGCCUUUUUUAUGAUUAAGCAUUAUACCUUCUUCGGAUGAAGACAUAGCUACGAACCAG
Messenger RNA from Aureobasidium pullulans EXF-150, 1843 nucleotides. Its product is annotated as AAT family amino acid transporter. The record is from RefSeq and is a predicted model, not a curated record. Gene Ontology annotation, biological process: amino acid transmembrane transport. The transcript is spliced from 2 exons. Lineage: Eukaryota; Fungi; Ascomycota; Dothideomycetes; Dothideales; Saccotheciaceae. Gene Ontology annotation, cellular component: membrane. Bases 81 to 1712 code for a protein of 543 amino acids. Gene Ontology annotation, molecular function: amino acid transmembrane transporter activity.